UCGGUUCGCGUAUCAGAUCUCGUUUUUUUUUUCUUUUGGCCGCGGCUUCCUCGCUUCACUCUUAUCGCCGCUUGCUGCUCUGGUCUCAAUCUCAGUUUGUGAAUCUCGUCGGUGGAGGAGGAGCCGCUUGCUGCUCCGCUUUGAUCGCCGGACGUUGCUGUUGGCCGCAGAGUGGAGGACUAUCCCUUCAAUGUUUGGAUAGAUCCAUUUGCAAAAAACAUGCCAUUUGGAGCUAGCUCAAGGAUGGAUGGUAGAAGAGCAUCCUCAUAUUGCUCGACUACUACAAUCAUCACAUUUGUCGCCCUUGGCUUAAUAGCAGUUUGGAUGAUCACGUCCUCAACGGUUGUUCCUGCAGCUAUAUCUGAUGCACAGCCUGAUACUAACGAAAAGGUUUCAGUGCCAGAUCCUACCUCCUUUGAAAGUCGUUCAGGAGACAUGAUUGAAGAGUCAAACGGUGGCGACAAAGACAAUAAUGUCCAAAAUGAAUCCAAUUCGUUUACAAAGAAAGCAUCUGAGACAUCGUUAGAAAAUGUAGAAGUGGAGAGUUCUUUAAAGAAGAGCCAAGACAAUAAAGAUGAGUCAGAGGAUGAUUCUAAAACUGGGAGCUUUAGUGAUAUUAAUGGAGAGGAAACAGGAGAGACGAAUCCGGAGGUUGGAGAUUUGGAUCAGGAUACUAAAACAGGUGAUAAGGUCGAUCCCAAAGAAGAUGAAAAUGCUAAUGAAGAGAAGAAAUUAAAUCAAGAUGAGAUAUCAGAUGAUGACAAAACUCAAGGUGAAAAACAUGGUACAAUAGAGGAAAAGUUGGAUCCAGAAGGAGGAAACAUUGCACAAGAUUCUGAUGGGAGCAAGGAGGGGGGUGAUCAAUUUAAGGCCACCAGCAGCAAUGAAGUCUUUCCUUCUGGGGUUCAAUCAGAACUUUUAAAUGAAACCAAUACCCAGGAUGGUACAUGGUCUACACAAGCUGCAGAAUCAAAGAAUGAGAAUGAGAUGCAAAACGUUUCUUCCUCCAAAGAAGAAAAUUUAGAUUCCACUUGGAAGCUUUGUCAAGUCACUGCAGGAAUAGACUAUAUUCCUUGCCUUGACAAUGAAGCAGCUAUUAAGUUACUUCAUCUCACUGGACAUUAUGAACACAGAGAACGACAUUGUCCUGAUGAACCCCCAACCUGUCUUGUUCCACUACCCAAUGGAUACAGGCCACCAAUUAGGUGGCCUCUGAGCAGGGAAAAGAUAUGGUACAACAAUGUUCCUCAUACCAAACUUGCAGAAGUGAAAGGACACCAAAAUUGGGUGAAAGUUUCUGGAGAAUAUACUGAAUUUCCUGGAGGUGGAACACAGUUUAUACAUGGUGCACUUCAUUAUAUUGAUUUCAUUCAAGAGUCUUUGCCUGAUAUAGCAUGGGGAAAACGCAGUCGUGUGGUUCUGGAUGUUGGCUGUGGAGUAGCUAGCUUUGGUGGCUAUCUCUUUGAAAGAGAUGUGCUUGCCAUGUCAUUUGCACCCAAAGAUGAGCAUGAGGCUCAAGUCCAGUUUGCUUUGGAGAGGGGCAUCCCAGCUAUAUCGGCAGUCAUGGGUACUAAAAGACUGCCUUUCCCUAGUAAGGUCUAUGACGUUAUUCAUUGUGCCCGGUGCAGAGUUCCUUGGCAUAGAGAAGGUGGCAUGCUUUUGUUGGAGUUGAAUCGGUUGCUGCGCCCUGGUGGUUACUUUGUCUGGUCUGCAACACCAAUUUACCGAACUGAUCCAGAAAAUGUUGAGAUAUGGCAAGCCAUGACUGCAAUAACAAAAUCCAUGUGCUGGGCAAUGGUCAGCAAGACAAAUGAUACGCUUAACCAAGUUGGUUUAGCUAUCUAUAAAAAGCCUUCUGACAACAAAUGCUAUGAGCAAAGAAAGGAAGAUAAUCCUCCACUCUGCCAAUCAUCUGAUGAUCCUGAUGCAGCCUGGAAUAUCACACUCCAAGCAUGCAUGCACCGGCUGCCAGCAGAUCUUACUAGUCGAGGGAAUCAGUGGCCAGUGCAGUGGCCCCUAAGGCUAGAGAAAGUACCUUACUGGCUAAACAAUUCUCAACUUGGGGUUUAUGGGAAACCUGCACCAGAAGACUUUCUAUCAGACUAUGAGCAUUGGAAACGUGUUGUUAGCAAAUCAUAUGUCAGUGGAAUGGGAAUUAAUUGGUCUACUGUGAGAAAUGUCAUGGACAUGAGAUCUGUGUAUGGAGGAUUUGCUGCAGCAUUGAGAGAAAUGAAAAUUUGGGUGAUGAAUGUUGUCUCAAUUGAUUCACCAGACACACUUCCUAUUAUUUAUGAGCGGGGCCUGUUCGGCAUGUAUCAUGAUUGGUGUGAAUCUUUCAGCACCUACCCAAGAUCAUAUGAUCUUCUUCAUGCAGACCAUUUAUUCUCAAAAACUAAGAAGAGGUGCCAAUUACUGCCAAUACUUGUCGAGGUCGACCGAAUUGUGAGGCCCGAAGGAAAGUUGAUUGUGAGAGAUCAUGUUGAUAUCAUCAGCGAAGUAGAAAACACACUCAAAUCUCUCCACUGGGAGAUCCGGCUGGCAUAUUCCAAGGACAACGAAGGCUUGUUGUGCGCCCAGAAGACGAUGUGGCGACCAAAUUAAGCGACACAAACUAUUAUUACGAGUUCUUGACAAUUCUGGUACAGAUGUGUAUUAGUUUAUAUUAUGAGUUCUUGAUUUAGAUUCAAGAAGCUCAGACUGCAUCAUAAGUUCCUGAUUCAUUUGAGAAAGAGGGAGAGAGUGCGCGGGUGAGGGAAUCUUAUUUGUUUAGUGAACUAGAUAAACACAAGUUUUUCUAUCUUUAUUUUCGAUAUUUUCUUUGCUUGCUUUAGGCAAUGGGUACUCUUAUCUCGUUGGAUUUCGACGUUGAGCAAGCAACAUUGUUGUUAAUUUUUAUUUCGAUUAUGUUUCUAUCUUAAGUUGGUA
Zingiber officinale is the source of this 2925-nucleotide messenger RNA. RefSeq names its product probable methyltransferase PMT26. The transcript has 9 exons. Lineage: Eukaryota; Viridiplantae; Streptophyta; Magnoliopsida; Zingiberales; Zingiberaceae. Bases 220 to 2601 code for a protein of 793 amino acids. The record is from RefSeq and is a predicted model, not a curated record. Gene Ontology annotation, cellular component: trans-Golgi network; cytoplasm; endosome. Gene Ontology annotation, molecular function: methyltransferase activity.